GUGGCUUUUCACAUACAGCCAUACAAGGGCCGGACGGACCAGAGCAUGUAUGACAACAUCAAAUACAUUGUUGACAAGUAUGGAAAACAUGGCGCCUUCUACAAAUUCAAGUCGAGCACCGGGCGAGUACUGCCUCUGUUUUACAUCUACGACUCCUACCUGACACCGCCCGAGUCCUGGGCAGAACUUCUGACAGCUAAAGGCUCCCGCAGCGUUAGAGGCACGCCUUACGAUGGGAUUUUUGUUGCACUCAUUGUCGAGGAACGUCACAAAUACGACAUUCUAGCUAGCGGCUUUGACGGCAUGUACACGUACUUUGCCUCGAACGGCUUCUCGUUUGGCUCGUCUCACCAGAACUGGAAGGCCAUCAAGGCGUUCUGUGACGCAAACAAUUUGCUGUUCAUCCCAAGCGUUGGUCCCGGGUACGUGGAUACUGCCGUUCGACCGUGGAACAACCAUAACACCAGGAACCGUGUUAACGGACGUUACUAUGAGACGUCCCUGCAGGCAGCUUUGUCUGUCCGUUCAGAAAUCGUCACCAUUACGUCCUUCAACCAGUGGCACGAAGGCACACAAAUAGAGAAGGCUACGCCCAAGAAAACUGUGACCCGUUUGUAUCUAGAUUAUCAGCCUAACCAACCAGACCACUACUUGGAGCUAACACGCCAGUGGGCAGAGAACUUCAACAAAGAGAAGGACAAGUGGCUGAUGUGAGCGUCAGCUGAGUGGACGGUCUGAGCAUCGCUACAACAUGAUGUUGAGCUCGCUGCCACACCUCUGUGUUCCUCCACACAAAGUUUCCGCUCAGCGCUCUCUUCCUGUUUCGACUGCCUGUCAUUUUUGUACAUGUUAAUAAUGACAUGCACAUGUUGAUGCUUCAGGGUCGCAGUGAUAAACAGCUAACACUGGUUUUGUGAGUAGUGUGGUUCUGACUACUAAAACCAUGUGGAUGUGUACAGUAACUCUACUACUCUGUGAGGUUUAUGUUGUAUUAUCCAAUGCUCCAGACUGUUCUUUCCUGUCUUUCCAUGGUGACAAAUUAAACUGUGUGUCUGUUUACA
Haplochromis burtoni (Burton's mouthbrooder) is the source of this 1061-nucleotide messenger RNA. Its product is annotated as glycoprotein endo-alpha-1,2-mannosidase-like protein. The record is from RefSeq and is a predicted model, not a curated record. NCBI's taxonomy places the organism in Eukaryota, Metazoa, Chordata, Actinopteri, Cichliformes, Cichlidae. Gene Ontology annotation, molecular function: alpha-mannosidase activity. Gene Ontology annotation, cellular component: Golgi apparatus.